This is a messenger RNA of Caenorhabditis elegans, 370 nucleotides long. It is a transcript of the gene spp-5, whose product is annotated as Saposin B-type domain-containing protein. Gene Ontology annotation, biological process: transmembrane transport. The coding region runs from base 2 to 313 and encodes 103 amino acids. Lineage: Eukaryota; Metazoa; Nematoda; Chromadorea; Rhabditida; Rhabditidae. The transcript is spliced from 2 exons. The record is from RefSeq and is marked reviewed.
AAUGAAGACUCUUCUUGUACUAGCCGUUUUGGUCGCCGUUGCCUCAGGACUUGCCAUCCCAGAAAAUAGAAGCGCAUUGAGCUGUCAAAUGUGUGAGUUGGUUGUCAAGAAAUACGAAGGAUCCGCCGAUAAGGAUGCCAAUGUCAUCAAGAAGGAUUUCGAUGCUGAAUGCAAGAAGCUUUUCCACACCAUCCCAUUCGGAACCAGAGAAUGCGAUCAUUACGUCAACAGCAAGGUAGACCCAAUCAUUCACGAGCUGGAAGGAGGAACCGCUCCAAAGGAUGUGUGCACCAAGCUUAACGAAUGCCCAUAAACGGAUCAUUGAAAUUUUUACUUGUUUGAAACUUUUACCAAUAAAUUUUCGAUUUUU